Molecule: messenger RNA, 2445 nt
Organism: Bombina bombina (fire-bellied toad)
Lineage: Eukaryota; Metazoa; Chordata; Amphibia; Anura; Bombinatoridae
Product: protocadherin gamma-B1-like
Exons: 1
Coding region: 1-2445 (814 amino acids)
Biological process (GO): homophilic cell-cell adhesion
Cellular component (GO): plasma membrane
Molecular function (GO): calcium ion binding
Source: RefSeq, a predicted model, not a curated record
AUGGCUGAUUUGGAAAUACAACAGACAGAGACAUAUAAGGAACUCAGAUGGCAAGUAAUAUUUAUUUUCUUAUUAUUUGGGAUUUCUCAUUCAGUGUCUAGUCAGAUUAAUUACUCCAUUUUUGAAGAGAUUAGAAAAGGCUCAAGCAUAGGUAACAUUGCAAGAGAUCUUGGAUUAGAUGUUAAGGAUUUGUCAAUUAGAAAAUUCAGAAUUGAUUCUCAUAUUUCAGAGAAGUAUUUUGCUGUAAAUUUAGAGAAUGGGAACCUAUAUGUAAAAGAGAGAAUAGACAGAGAGGCAUUGUGUGAGUCACAGGCUACAUGCAUUCUAACCUUUGAUGCAGUGGUUGAAAAUCCGUUAAAUGUUUUUCAUGUCAAAGUAGAAAUUCAAGAUAUAAAUGACAAUGCUCCAAGAUUUUUUUACAAAGUAAUUGAAUUAGAAAUUGUUGAAUCAACUUCCCCAGGAGCAAGAUUUGUUUUGCAAGAUGCACAAGAUUUAGAUGUGGGCAUAAACUCAUUAGUACACUAUAAGCUUAGUGACAAUGAACAUUUUAUACUGAAUGAAAAGACUGGAGUUGAUGGAAGUAAAUUCCCAGAACUUUUGUUAGAGAAACCUAUGGACCGAGAGACACAAAAUAUUUAUGAAUUAAUACUAGUAGCCUCUGAUGGUGGAACUCCAGUUCAGACUGGAAAUACAUUAAUUAAAAUAAUUGUUACAGAUUCCAAUGACAAUUUUCCUAUAUUUACUCAAGAAAUAUAUAAAGUGUCUGUGGCUGAAGACACACCAAUUAAUUCUACAGUAAUUUGCGUUAAUGCAACAGAUAAAGAUGAUGGUAUCAAUGGGCAGAUCACAUAUUAUUUUAGCAGCACCCCAGAAAAUACACUUCUGAAGUUUUAUAUUGACCCUAAUAAAGGAGAAAUCAAAACAAAAAAUAACCUAGAUUUUGAGAAAGCAAGAAAUUAUGAGCUCUCUGUGCAAGCAAAGGAUGGAGGUGGCCUGAUUGCCCACUGCAAAGUAUUAAUAGAAAUUACAGAUGAAAAUGACAAUGCACCAGAGAUAUCAGUUACUUCAUUGUCUUCUCCAAUUCCAGAGGAUUCCACACCUGGUACAGUAAUAGCAUUAGUUAAAGUUCAAGACAAGGAUUCAGGGAUUAAUAGUGAAUUUGACUGUCAAGUUCUAGAAAAAACACCUUUUCAAUUAAUAUCUUCAUCUGGUAACUAUUAUAAAAUUGUUACAACAAGCUUUAUGGACAGGGAAACAGUACAACGUUACAAUGUUACUAUUAUAGCUACCGAUAAAGGGUUCCCCCCUCUAAUUAAUAAAAAAAUAAUAACUGUAGAAAUAUCAGAUAUUAAUGACAAUCCACCAAUAUUUGAUAAGUCUAUUUAUGUGGCCUAUGUCCCUGAAAAUAAUUUACCCGGAUCAUCUAUUUAUAACAUUCAUGCUUCUGAUCUUGAUACUGAAAUAAAUUCAAAACUAAUGUAUUCUUUAAUUAAUACACCUACUGAGGACAUUUCUGAAUCUUCUUAUCUGUCAAUUAACCCUGUGACUGGAGUAAUUUAUGCACAGCGAUCAUUUGACUAUGAGCAGCAGAAGGAAUUUUCCAUCCAAAUAAUGGCAAAAGAUAGUGGAUCUCCACCAAUGAGCAGCAAUACAACUCUGAGGAUCUGUAUAGUAGAUCAAAAUGAUAAUACACCAGAAAUCCUCUAUCCUAUGGCAGUAAGUGAAAUAGGUUCAUCUUUGACUGAACUCGUUCCUCUUACUUCUGAAGAAGGUUUAUUAGUUACUAAAGUGGUAGCAGUUGAUGCAGAUUCUGGACACAAUGCAUGGCUUUCUUAUCAUUUCAUACAAACAUCAGAAUCCUCUCCUUUUAUCAUUGAUCAUCGUACUGGUGAAAUUAGGACAGCUCGCACAUUACAUGAGAAAGAUACAUUAAGACAAAAAGUUGUGAUUAUGGUAAAGGACAAUGGAAAUCCAUAUCUCUCUGCAACAACAACAUUAACUCUGGUUAUUGUAGAUAGUUUUCAAAAGGUUAUAACAGAGCUCAGUGAUGACCAAAUUAGCCAUAAAGACCCUCAAUCAAAUUUGCAAAUAUAUCUAAUAAUAGCAUUGGUGAUUAUUUCCUGUUUAUUUAUUUUGACUGUUUUGAUAGUAGUUAUAUCAAGAUGUAAAGAUUCAUAUUCAUCAGAGAAUUUUCCUUCUUUAAGCACAAACGUGUAUUCUCAAGUUGAUCCAAGAUUUCUGUCAAAAUAUAACAAUGGGACAUUACCACUGCCCUACUCAUAUAAUGUUUGUGUAGCCCUGGAUUCAAGUGAAAGUGAGUUCACUUUUAGACCACCUGUCCAAAACGUGCCAGUUGAAAAUCUUAUUGAUGCUGAUGAUUCUGUGAUUGGAACUGACAGUGUUAAAGAAGCUUUACCUGAUGAUCUUGAGCAGGUGAGUGUAUAA